Messenger RNA from Chara braunii, 1112 nucleotides. NCBI's taxonomy places the organism in Eukaryota, Viridiplantae, Streptophyta, Charophyceae, Charales, Characeae. The record is from the annotation of a GenBank genome assembly.
UCAUGGAGGAGGCAGAGACCGGACUGUGAUACGUUCCUUCAUCUAAGGUACACCAGCAGGAUAAUGGAGCCUCUAUUCGUCAGGAAGAUGAUCAACGAAGUACUAGCAAGGAUUGUGGGCGAUGACACGACUACCUGGCUGGAGCGCACCGUGAUCGGCUGGACCUACAACUCUAAUAUUGCAUCCAGACUAUGCAGGCCUGCGGAGGUGUUAUGCGACUUCGAUGUGGCGCAAUGGAUGGAAGCAUAUGAUCCGGGGCAGUGUCCAUGCAGAUCGCGCAGAUACAUGGACAUGUGCACCCAAGCCUCGAUAGAACUGCUCCAGUGCGAAGGACAGAUGCACGUGAUCACACUGGACUCUUCGAUCACGGACAACCCUCUGCUCCAGGGCAUCAUCAAGGCCGGGUUGAACCACAUCCCCUGCAUGUCCCUGGACAUAGAGGAGGUGCAGAAUGAGUUGGGCGUCUUUCUCGACAAGCUCAUGGCGGAGGUAAUGGAGCUAUGGGAGCUAACGGCAUCCACCCAGUCCUUUCUACAAAGGUUGAUCCUGAAGAAGGCGAAGACAAAGAUGAUCAAAUACACGGAGCAGCAUCAACACGUAUCCGUCGAGCCAUUCGAGCAUCCGGCAGUCAAACGGGAGGUGGAGUUCCUUACUGGACGCUUUCUCAUCUGUCCGACAGAUAAAGCUCCGAACACUCCUACCGUCGUGUGCAAAAACUUCAUUCGGAAGCUCGCCUUUCAGAGGCUGACUCGACCUGAAUUCGUAAGCGUCGCCACCUCCCCCGCUUCUGCCAUCGCAAGAAUACAAGGCGAGCUCUCGGCCCUGCAUGUGUUACCGAAUGCCCCUGCUGCGCUCCCGUUCCUGAUGGCGGUCUUCAAGGCGCAGAAGAGAACGUUUCGAUGGAUUACGAACACUGCAGAGACCGUGGUCUCCCCUGCGGCAGAAUUGUGCGCAUGCCUGCUUCGAUUUCUUCUCCCCUUGGUGCAGACGUUCUGCGAGUAAAGAAGCCUGGAAGUGGAAGUGCGGCAUGGAGUGAAGUCGAACCUGUGGUGAGCUACAGCAUCGGUCGGGGAGUUCUGCGCGAACCUACCAGAUAAAAUCUACUCUAUCUU